Dovyalis caffra is the source of this 1788-nucleotide messenger RNA. NCBI's taxonomy places the organism in Eukaryota, Viridiplantae, Streptophyta, Magnoliopsida, Malpighiales, Salicaceae. The record is from the annotation of a GenBank genome assembly.
AUGGGACACUGCUGCAGCAAAGACGUGUCAGCAGUUAACAAUGAAGCAAUCACCGGCAUCAAGCAUCCUACUCCGCCGCACACGGCGGCAGUGGAGGUGGCUGCACCCGCAUCGCGGCCGCCGAUCCACAGUGACCACUCGAACUCGUUCGCUGCUAGCCCAUUCCAGAGCCCACUUCCCGCGGGAGUCCGGCCUUCUCCGUCACCGGCGAGGACUCCCGGGAGGAAGUUCCGGUGGCCGUUGCCACCACCUUCCCCCGCUAAGCCGAUCAUGGCUAUCAUGAGGAGGCGGGGGCAGGGGAAUCAGCAGCCGAAGGAGGGGCCGAUACCGGAGGAUGGUGGUGGCGGAGAGGGAGAGAGGGUGGCGGCGGGGACGGUGGUGUUGAAUAAGAGUUUCGGGUAUCCGAAGAACUUGGCGGCGAAGUAUGAGUUGGGGAAGGAGGUGGGGAGAGGGCAUUUUGGGCAUACUUGUUUGGCUAAAGGGAAGAAAGGGGAGCUUAAAGGACAACCUGUUGCUGUCAAGAUCAUUUCCAAAGCUAAGAUGACAACAGCAAUCUCAAUUGAAGAUGUUCGUCGGGAGGUGAAAAUGUUGAAAGCAUUAUCGGGGCAUACGAAUAUGAUCAAAUUUCAUGAUGUUUUUGAGGAUGAAAAUAAUGUCUACAUAGUCAUGGAAGGGGGAAGAUACACCGAGGAAGAUGCUAAAACUAUCAUUGUGCAAAUUUUAAGUGUAGUUUCCUAUUGUCAUCUUCAAGGGGUUGUUCACCGUGAUCUAAAGCCAGAGAAUUUUCUUUUCACCUCGAGAGAUGAGGAUGCUUCGAUGAGGAUUAUUGAUUUUGGUUUAUCUGAUUUUGUUAGGCCAGAUGAACGUCUCAACGAUAUUGUUGGCAGUGCAUAUUAUGUUGCGCCUGAAGUGCUCCAUAGAUCGUACAAUCUUGAAGCCGAUUUGUGGAGUAUUGGCGUCAUAACAUACAUAUUAUUAUGCGGAAGUAGACCUUUCUGGGCAAGAACUGAAUCAGGAAUUUUCCGUUCUGUGCUAAGAGCCGAUCCUAACUUUAAUGAUUCACCUUGGCCUACUGUGUCACCAGAAGCUAAAGAUUUCGUGAAAAGGCUUCUGAACAAGGACCACAGAAAAAGAAUGACUGCAGCUCAGGCUCUAACCCACCCAUGGUUACGAGAUUUAAAUCAAGCUGUGCCUUUGGAUAUUUUGAUCUUCAAGUUGGUCAAGUCAUAUGUUCGUGCCACACCUUUCAAACGCGCAGCACUGAAGGCUCUUUCAAAAGCCAUUCCAGAAUCUGAGCUCCUCUAUCUCAGGACUCAAUUUAAUCUCUUGGAACCGAAAGAUGGUUCGGCUUUGACCAGAUAUGUUACUGAUGCCAUGAAGGAAUCGAGGGUUCUUGACAUUUUAAAUGUGGUUAUGUUAUAUAAGGAAGUUGUUGAAUACCUUGGAGCUUGGGUUGAAACAUUUGACCAACUUAUUUUCUUGAUGGAACCGCUCGCAAAUAAAAAAAUGACGUUUGAGGAAUUCUGUGCUGCUGCAAUCAGCCCGUAUCAGCUUGAAGCCCUUGAAGAAUGGGAGAGCAUAGCAACUGCAGCCUUUGAAAUUUUUGAACAAGAAGGAAACCGGGUCAUCUCAGUUGAAGAAUUGGCAACGGAAAUGAAUUUAGGCCCUACAGCUCAUUCUGUAGUCAAGGAUUGGAUUAGUAGUUCUGACGGGAAGUUGAACUUUCUUGGAUACACCAAAUUUAUACAUGGCGUUACGAUACGCAGUUCGAACGCAAGAUAUCGAUAA